UUGCUCUUGUUUAUCUUGCAGGACGUACCUAAGCUGCCGCGGUCACGCUUUGUACGACAACCAUGGAGUUUGUUGUAGUGCCAUCACAAAGGAAGCGAAAAAACAGGCCUCGUAGGCACAGACCGUCCGUUUCUGAUCUUGUUGAACGUACCAUACAGGAUCUUCAAAACGACCAGUGGACGGUUUCUGCCAUUCAAAUUGUCCGGGACUCAUUCAGUGCCGUACACAACGACGAGUGUCCUGACGUAUUAUGCCUUGGCCUCGGAAGUCCUUGUUCGUCUCCAAAUAGUCGGGCGCAACUCGCCUUUCUGCUUCUUAUCUGUAAAUCCCUCAACAUAGAUCGCUCACGGGUCUCCUUGUAUGAUCCUGUAUUCACGGAGGAAGAUCUAUGUUACUUUGAAGAACAGAAACUGAAUGUGUUUCAGAACAAUGAAAGCGAAGGCUAUGCGAUCAAGAGCCCUACCCUUCUUUAUAUGCCUCAUUGCGACAUGGAACUUCAUGAAGAAAUACUCAAGCACAACAGCACUCUGCGAAACGUUGUCCUUAUCUGCAACCGUCUCGGUGAUUACGUUGAAAGCAAUCCUUCUCGCGAGCUCGAAGCAAGGGUUCCAUAUCUCUGCCGAAUUGUCCCUUUCCUAAUAUCAGUCUCAUUCCCUCCGUCCCACGUCUGGCCUGCUGCUUUUAACAACACAUCAGUCCAGUACCUCCCUAUAUCCAAUUUUGAUGCUUGGUCUUCGGAGAUCACUUCCUCCUCCUCCGCUCAGCAUGGCGAUGCAUCGGCCGAAGCUCGCCCAGGAAAGGCGUAAUCGCCGUCUCCUCAUUUUUUCUUGCUGUUCAAUCAACUAGUCACAAUCAAAGAACCCUUCAGAUGUCUAUAGCCAAAAACAAAGAAACAGGAGGUGCAC
This is a messenger RNA of Guyanagaster necrorhizus, 905 nucleotides long. RefSeq names its product SRR1-domain-containing protein. The transcript is spliced from 6 exons. Bases 63 to 806 code for a protein of 247 amino acids. The record is from RefSeq and is a predicted model, not a curated record. Lineage: Eukaryota; Fungi; Basidiomycota; Agaricomycetes; Agaricales; Physalacriaceae. Gene Ontology annotation, cellular component: nucleus; cytoplasm.